Messenger RNA from Dentiscutata erythropus, 3963 nucleotides. NCBI's taxonomy places the organism in Eukaryota, Fungi, Glomeromycota, Glomeromycetes, Diversisporales, Gigasporaceae. The record is from the annotation of a GenBank genome assembly.
AUGUUUCUUUACAAUCUAACUCUGCAGCCCCCGACCGCUAUUAAUGUUGCCGUGGUUGGCCACUUUUCAGGAACAAAACAGCAAGAGAUUGUUGUAUCCAGAGUAACACGCUUAGAAUUUCUUAGGGCUGAUCCAAAUUCAGGAAAAUUACAAACUCUUUUAACCCAUGACGUUUUUGGAAUAGUUAGAUCUUUGACACCUUUUCGUUUGACUGGUGGCUCAAAAGUCGGAUCUGAUUCGGGUCGUAUAGUCAUUCUAGAAUAUAAUCCGUCAAAGAAUAAAUUUGAUAAAAUUCAUCAAGAGACAUUCGGAAAAUCUGGAUGUCGACGAAUUGUGCCUGGACAAUAUUUGGCCGUAGAUCCAAAAGGGAGAUCUGUUAUGAUCGGUGCAAUUGAAAAACAAAAACUUGUUUACAUUCUUAAUCGCGAUUCUGCUGCUAAUUUGACCAUAUCUUCGCCGCUAGAAGCUCAUAAAUCACAUACAUUAGUACACCAUUGUAUAGGCUUGGAUGUUGGAUUUGACAAUCCUGUCUUUGCUUGUUUGGAAGUAGAUUAUUCGGAGGCUGACCUUGAUCACACUGUCGAUGCACGAGCCAAUAUGCUAUUUGCUGUUCCUGGUGGUAAUGAUGGUCCUUCUGGUGUACUAGUUUGCUCGGAAAAUUUUAUAACGUACAAGCACCAAAAUGUUACUGAACUUCGCGUGCCAAUUCCACGACGCAGGAAUCCGUUAGAGGACCCAUCACGUGGACUUAUAAUUGUUGCUGGUGUUAUGCAUAAGAUGAAGGGUGUUUUCUUUUUUUUACUACAAAGUGAGGAAGGUGAUAUAUAUAAAAUCACUCUUGACUACGAGGAUGAUAAGGUGAAGGCAAUUAAAAUUAAGUAUUUUGACACCGUGCCCAUCGCUGCAUCAUUAUGCAUACUCAGAGCUGGUUUUCUGUUUGUAGCUGCGGAAUUCGGAAAUCAUCGAUUAUAUUCAUUUACAAGUCUUGGUGAUGAUAAUGACGAACCAGAAUGGUCCAGUGAAAGUUUUAUGGAUACUGAUUUAAAUCUUCUUGCGUCGGCAUACUUUACCCCGAGAGAGCUACAAAAUUUGGAACGUGCUGAUGAAUUAGAAAGUCUGAAUCCAUUAAUUGAUGCCAAGGUUUUAAAUCUUACAGAUGAUGAUACACCACAAUUGUAUGCUUUAUGUGGAAGAGGUGCCGGCUCAACUUUCCGGAUAUUAAGGCAUGGUCUGGAAGUAUCUGAGAUGGCGGUUUCUGAAUUGCCUGGUAACCCUAAUGCUGUUUGGACUACUAAACUUAAAUCCGAUGACGAAUUUGAUGCGUAUAUUAUUGUAUCAUUUGUGAAUGCAACCUUGGUACUAUCCAUCGGGGAAACAGUUGAAGAAGUAACUGAUACCGGAUUUCUUGCAACAACGCCCACGUUAGACGUUCAUCAACUGGGUGAUGAUGCAUUGCUUCAGAUAUAUCCUCAAGGUUUGAGGCAUAUCCGUGCUGACCGCCGCGUAAAUGAAUGGAAAACACCCGGCAACAGAGCUAUAGUGAAAGCUACAACUAACAAGCGUCAAGUUGUUAUAGCAUUGACGGGCGGUGAACUCGUGUAUUUUGAGUUAGAUAAUCAAGGUCAGCUGAACGAAUAUCAAGAACGCAAGGAAAUGUCAGCAAAUGUACACUGUUUAAGUAUUGGGGAAGUUCCAGAAGGGAGACAACGGUCAAGGUUUUUGGCUGUGGGUUGUGAUGACAACGCCGUCAGGAUUCUUUCUCUUGAUCCUGAUAAUACUUUAGAGGUUCUCAGCACACAGGGUCUAAGCGCGCCUCCACAAUCUCUAUCCAUCAUUGAGAUGAUGGAUAUUGGUACUGACGCUUCACAUGGAACACUCUAUCUUAAUAUAGGAUUACAAAAUGGUGUAUUAUUGCGAACAGUAUUGGAUACGAUUACUGGUGCAUUGACCGAUACUAGACAAAGGUUUCUUGGUGCUCGACCGGUUAAGCUUUUUCAGGUCAAAAUUCAGGGAUCUCCUGCGGUUUUAGCAUUGUCAAGUCGGCCUUGGUUAAGUUAUACUUUUCAAUCCAGAUUACAUCUUACACCACUUUCAUAUGAUAUGCUGGAAUAUGGAUCCAACUUUACAUCACCGCAAGUUCCAGAAGGUAUUGUGGCAAUCUCUGCCAACACUUUGAGAAUAUUUGCCGUGGAAAAACUAGGGACAGUAUUUAAUCAAGCAACAAUACAACUUAAAUAUACACCACGUCAUUUUAUCCUUCAUCCAAUUUCGAGAAAUUUUGUUGUAAUCGAAGGUGAACAUAAUACAUUUUCUCCAGCGGAAAAGGAAAAGACAUUGGAAGCUAAGACCAAAAAUGGAUUUCAAUUUGAUCCUAAAUUAUUGGAAUUACCUCCGGAGACGUUUGGUUUACCCAAAGCAGAGCAUGGGAAAUGGGCGUCAUGCAUUCGUGUUAUAAACCCUUUCCAAGGUGAAACAAUGUCAUUAGUAGAACUUGAAGAUAAUGAGGCCGCAUUUAGUAUUGCUACAGUAAACUUUCAUGGGCAUAACAAUGAAUUAUUCCUUGUCGUCGGCACUGCAAAGGAUGCAAAUUUGGCACCACGCACGUGUUCUGCAGGGUAUUUACAUGUAUACCAAUUCGUAGAUGAAGGAAACUCUUUAAAACUUGUACAUAAGACACAAUGUGAUGAUAUCCCUUUAGCACUAUUGGGAUUCCAAGGGAGACUUAUUGCUGGUGUUGGCAAAGCACUGAGAAUAUACGAUAUGGGUAAAAGGAAAUUGUUAAGGAAAUGCGAGUCAAAGGCGAUUCCAAAUUGCAUUGUUAAUUUACAUACGCAAGGAAAUCGCAUUAUUGUCUGUGAUAUGCAAGAAUCAGUCCAUUAUGCAUCAUACAGACCACACGAUAAUCGUAUCAUUAUUUUCGCUGAUGAUACUACUCCGAGAUGGAUAACAACUACUACAAUGAUAGAUUAUGAUACACUUGCUGGUGGAGAUAAAUUUGGAAAUUUUUUUAUUGAUCGGUUACCAGCAGAAACAAGUGAAGAAGUAGAUGAAGAUCCUACUGGGAAUAAAAUAAUGUAUGAAAAAGGAUAUUUGAUGGGUGCUCCACAUAAGGUAUCUAUGAUUGCACAUUAUCAUGUAGGGGACAUUAUUACAUCCCUCCAUCGAACAACGCUUGUUGCUGGUGGACGUGAAAUCCUAACUUAUACUGGUAUAAUGGGUAGUAUUGGUGUGUUUGUCCCAUUUUUGACAAGGGAAGAUAUAGAAUUUUUCCAAACACUUGAAAUGCAUAUGAGAAACGAAGCAGCGCCUUUGGCGGGACGUGAUCAUCUUCAAUAUCGUAGUUUUUACGCACCCGUGAAAAGUAUGGUUGAUGGCGAUUUGUGUGAACAAUACAAUUUAUUACCGAUGGAUAAAAAGAGAAUGAUCGCCGAAGAAUUAGACCGUACGCCUGCGGAAAUACAAAAGAAAAUUGAGGACAUGAGAGUAAUGGCAGCACAAGAUUCAAAAACGAUAGAAAUAAUACCAAAUUUGACGGGUGGCAUAAUUUUUGGUGUAGCAUUUGCAAUUCGUUUCAUUCUUUUCCAAUUUUCUAAUAUCACUGAAACUUUGGGAAGUCGAGUUGAAAUUGUAACGCCUGUAACAAGUUUUACCCGACUAACUGAGGGUCUUUACUUAUUUGAUAAUGGCGUUCCACCAUACGAUGGCGGAGCUUUUCAUCAGGCUCCAUUAUUUCUCGCAUGCUUCCAGUUACUUAGCUACCUUCCAAACAUAUCAAUACCGUUGACUUAUAUAAUAACAGAUUUACUCAUAGCUUAUCUUUUAGCGGAUAUAACACGAAUAAAGCAACAUUUGUAUAAAGAUUUUCCUCGUAUAGAUGUAAAAUUAGAAGAGGGAAAGCCAAAGGAAAUUGAUCCGUGGAUAGUUUCUGGAUUGUAUCCUUUGAAGAGAAUUAGGAUAAACUGA